AAUUUCAAGGUAAGUCGUCAAAUUGUGACUACAGGUCGUUAUGAGAGCAUGGUAUAAAAGAUUAUAUGUCAUAAAAGAUGUCCCUAAUACAUCAAAAGUUAGCUGAGCGUUUGUUUAUCUUAAAUGAUCGUCAGCUUGGUGUGCUGACUCGUAUCCACUAUAUGAAACAAAUGCUUAGUACACCUGAAUACCGCCCAACUGUACUCCCUGGUGGUGACAAAGCAUUCGAUGGGGCUUGGAAAGUUUUGUUAAAGAAAUUCCCUUCAGUUGAUGUCAGAUCAAAUCCAUCCAGUAUGCAGCCAUUUUUUAAUCAUCAAAAGGAGUUGUUUGCAAUGUUAUCAACUUACUAUUUUAACUUUGUUGAUGUUCUUGAUGUAAGAGAUCAUUUCAUUGAUCUCAUAGGAUGUUUGGCAUCUUCAAAAAUAACUCCUGACAUCACUGUUAACUUUGACGUUACGCGGAUUUAUUUGGAACUCGUUAGUAAUUAUUUCGCAAUGAUGUUUCUCAUAACACGUAUCUCAGACACUAAAGCUAUUUUGAUUCUUUUCAAUUUUUUGUACGAUCAACUACAUGGAAAACAAGAACCUAAUUAUCCACGUAUGGCAGAAAUAUUUACUGAGACCUCUGAAGGUAUGCUUAAUCGUUUACACAAGGAGAUAAAUCCUUAUUCUCGUACAUUAUCAAGAGCUCUUCGUUCUUUAAAUGAUUUUUACAAUCGACGAACAGUAAGAGCUCAAAAUUGGAGUGAUGGACAUUUUUUAGAUAUUUUACAUGAGCCAAGCAAAGUAACCCACACUGUCCUAGGAGAACAAUUAGGUUGUGAAUUAAUACCUUAUGAGGUGAUGGAAAGAUGGGUAGUUUUUGGUUAUUUAUUGAUAUACCCUGAAUUGACUGAUGAAGACUCAUUCAAUCGACUGAAAGUAGCCCUACGUCAUUCAUAUGUUGUUGUGCUCUUCAGAGAAGAAGUAAUUUAUAUCCAUUCUCUUCUACAAUCAUUUCUCGAGUCUUCGUGGGUUAAUAAGGUAGGUGCUAAACGUAUAAAUGAAAUUAAAGAGACAUUUUCAAUUGCAUGCUCACAAACUCCUAAAAUGCAUGCUGACAGGCGAGCUUAUUUACGCUUAUCUUUGCGUCAACUUCAUCUUAUUUUGUCUGAUGAACCUGGAUUGUUGGGUCCCAAGGCAUUUUUGGUAUUCUGGGGCUUAUCAUAUGCCUCAGAUGAAGUUCACUGGCUUUUAAGACAUUCUGCCAACCCUAUAGUAAAGAAAAGUGCUACUGUGGCUUCACGUACAGGUCCAUUUUCAAGUGACGAACUUAGUGAUCCAUUCUUACCGGAAUUGCUUUUUAGAAUGGAUGAGCUUCGUUCCCUAGUUAUGCGUUACAGUCCUGUUAUACAACGUUUCUAUCUCCAGUUAUUGGGUUGUUAUGAUGGACCUGGUUUAAGUGAAUAUGUGCAAGAUAUUUUGCCACAUGUAAAUAAUGAAGAAUCUGUUAUCUUCAAUUCUAUCGCAAAACAAUUAUGUGAGCUUGCUGAUAAUCCUGUUGUACGUGAAACAAAUCUAAGUCCUAUGCAAUCAACAUUGUUUGACUUUUCUGGGAUUCGACUCGAUUGGUUGCGUUUACAAGCCUGUUUGUCAUGUGAAGCUUCUGCUGCUAGUUUGAGUGAUUACCGGCGACUUGUUGAGCAUAUAAAUUCUACAAUACUGCAUACUAAGUUGGUUGAUUAUUUGGAUGAACUGCUUCGAUUAGUUUCGGACAUGUCCAUUUUUAUAUUUUAUCCUUCUAAAUUCACUGAACUAUUUUCCAACUGUCGUAUAUGCCCUGCACAGUUAAGAUUUACGAUUGUGUUCCCAAGCAUUUGUUCUCAGGCUAUACAAGCAUGUCAUGAUCUGUGCCCAGAAGAACGUUCACAUAUUGGUCGUAACGCAGCUAAUUUAUGUCGUCACUUUUGUCAAGAAAUCGCGGAUAAUAUAUGUCUUUAUUUAUUCAAUCGUAUUGAUGAAUUUGGAAAUAUGGCUGAUCAGUUAGCACCACAAAAUUCUGUACCAUGGCUUACGGAUGAGAAACCAGCAAAAAAAGGCAAGAAACCAAUCAUUAAUACUCGACAGAAUGUAAAUGGAAUUAUGAACACAGGCGGAAUAGAUUCAAGAAAAGGUAAACGGUUAAAUGGACCUAUCAACAUUUCUACUAACAACAAAUUUACUCUAUCAAACAAUAUGUCUUUUGAUUCACGUUUUAUUCCGGGUGUGGAAAGCUUUAGAACUAAUCGAGAAGAGCAAACUAUAAAUGAUAAAACGUUAUUUGGAUUAAGUCAACUAUGUUAUUCUGUUAACCAUCAUCGGGAAUUAUUGGUUUUUGAUCAAGUUAUCAAUCCACGUGAAAUACUUCAAAAUGAAAUACAAUUCAGAAUUAUUGAUUUGCUUGCUAGUUAUUCGAGUUUUGCCUCUCAUGACAAUACAUCUGAAUCACUUGCUUCUAAACCAUCAGAAUUACUUCGACGUGUGCGAGCUUUAAUGAAUGCUCUUAUAGAUUUGGAAAAUCAUGUUUGUAUUGAUGUGAUUGGAUUAUUUUCUACUGUAUUCACUCAACAUACUCAACCAGUGGAUGCAUUCCGUGGACAAUUAACAAUGACAGCGCAUUAUGCUGAAUGGUAUUUAGAAAAUGUUAUUAAACAUGCUUAUCUAGAUCAUUUUGUUUAUUCACCUUUAUUGAAGAGUUUUGUUACUUUAGUUUCACCUGAUGUUGUAAAAUUUCGAGCAGAAGAUUAUGCUGAUUUAAAUGAACUACUAGCUUUGACAGAACUUAUCGGACCAUUAGGGAUAAAGUUUAUUUGCGAUCGAUUAAUGCAUUCUGUUGGUGAUCGUGUUGAUGAAAUCAACAAACUAGUUCGUCAAAACCGUGGUACUCUUGAAUGUUUACGAGAGUGUAUAAAUGAUCCAGUGAGAACUCGUCAACUUAAUGGGAAUUUACAAAAUUGUGAUCAACUUUUAAUUCUGUUAAAGGAGAUUGGUGUAGCACUUGCUUUCCGUAAAUUAUGCUUUGAAGCUGUUCAUUCUAUACUACAGAAACGUACUCCAUUUCUUCUGGACACUGUUCACAACCUUCGUGAUUACAUAACACAAAAGUCAAAUAAUAAUGCUCAAUUAACUGGAUCAUCUAUAGAAAAUAAUGGAAAAUAUGAAAUGGAACGUAUAUAUGCACAUUUCAAUGAACAAUUAAUGUUAAAUAAUCUAUGCGCUUCUGUUGGUAUAUCCUCUGAUUUAGAUUAUAAUUUAUGCUCAAUUUUAAAUAAUCGACGUAUAGCUAUAUUGGCUACUGCAAAUCAAGCUGGAUUAAAUUUAUCUAUGAAUGGUACUGGAAAUGCAUCAUAUCAAGAAUUAGAAUAUCAUAUUGCUUGUUUAUUUGUUGUAUUUGUUGCUAAUGCUUUUCCACGAUUAGCACGUCAAGAUUCUAGUUUAUAUCGUUUAGAUUUAGAAGCGAAUGAAAAUAAUUGUCAUUGUAUUGCAUAUGCAGUAAAUACUUUAAUGGUUUCCAUGUUUUCUCUACUUCGACCAGGUGAUUUAGAGGCUCGCUCUAAAGAAUUUCUUGCUCUUGCUUCAUCAAAUCUUUUAAGACUUGGACUAGAAACAUCAUCAUCUCUUAUAUCUUCAGAAAUUUAUGGUAAUAACAAUAUUCAAACAUCCUCCUCUAAUCAUUCUCUAUCGGCUAAACAUAGAGAUUCAAUUUAUAUUGUAUUUGAUAAUCUUAUUAAACAAUCACCUUGUUUAUCUGCUAAUUUACAAGAAUCUUGUUUUCCAUAUUCAUUAAUACGUAGUGCUUAUCAUAGUAUUGCAAAAUUAACAACAAAUAAUAAUGAAACUUCCAAUACUACACGUUCAAAUAUCAUGUCAUCAUCAUCACCAUAUGUGGAUGGAAAAUGUCGUGACUAAAAUAGUAACACUAGUCCAGUUCAUUGAUGAAAGUUUCCAAGAACAUAAUAAUUCUGUUGCUUGUUUGUUUACUUAUUUCUUUUUUUUUAACAAAUUUAAUAAUUCAUGAUCUCCUUAUGUUUAUGGUAACAGGAAAGGUGUAGUACUGGUGGUGGUAGUAGUCGUAGUAGUAGUACAUCAUGUAUGCUUUGCUUGUUUUAUUUUAUUUGCAUUUUUGUAUUUCUUUUGUUUUGUUUUUGUUCUUUCUUCUUCUUUUUUUUGAUUGUUAAAAUGAAUCCAUGAUUUUGCUUUAAAUUGUUUAUAUAAGAUAAAAUGACAAAUUUGGUUAUUUCUAAAAUGAUAUUUGUUAAAUUAUAGUCAAUAUAUGUAUGUAUAGCUCUCGUAUUAUUAUUAUUAUAUUCUUCAUUAUUAUAGUCUAUAGUUAAAAUAAUGAAAAAUGUGAAGUUCAAACAUCUAAGAAUACAAUGUUUUCUUCCA
Molecule: messenger RNA, 4403 nt
Organism: Schistosoma margrebowiei
Lineage: Eukaryota; Metazoa; Platyhelminthes; Trematoda; Strigeidida; Schistosomatidae
Source: the annotation of a GenBank genome assembly